AUGCCGGCCGAGAGGCGCUCUCUGAGAUCGAACAGCAAGUCGGAUACCUCUUCAUCUGCUAACGGUGAGAAGGGUCGCUCUACUUCACAGAACACCAGCUCCAACAAGGACCAACCGGCGCCCAAUCGCGCCGCUGCCAACAAGGCCAAAUCUACCACCGCCUCGAAAGCCGCUUCGUCGAAUAGCACAGCAGAUUCCGGAAUGGGUGAACAGCGGGACCAGCCGCGGACCAACGGCUCCGACCCGACGGAGAACGGCAUGAAUGGUUCGGAAGAUGUUGAGAUGGGAGAGGAUACGGCAGGUGGGCCUACAUCCUCAUUCACCGCCAGUAAGGAUCGGAAAGGUGACGAGAAGAUGACUGUUGUAGUGCCCCCGACCAAGGGUUCGAGGUUAUCCGGCGAGAAAGCUCCGGACAAUGAAGGCGACAUCGCCAUGGAGGGUGCGGACACCGAGGAGUCCAAGUCAGAGGUUGACCCGAAGGUCAAGGCUGUCCAAGAUAUCAAGUCCAACUUCACAUUGCUUGAGCGAGCUGUCAGCCACUUCGACCCCAGAUUCACUCUCCGCGUUUUGCGUUCGAUAUCGUCCAUGCGCAAGCACAUCACACCAGAUGUGCUGGCAGAAGUCAUCGUCGAGAACUACCCGUCCUCCAACCUGACUGCUUCUUUCCUGUUGGGCGCCAUCGAUCAAACUGGCGCUUUUGACAGUGCUGUCGCCAGCUCCAAGAUGGACGUCGAAUCGGAGAAGACUAAGUCGACCCCUAAGGAAAUCCUGCCCGAGAUCGACACUUAUCUCUCCAUUCUUGUUCAGAUCUAUCUGUACGACAAGAAGGAAUUCCAGAAGGGCGCCAAGUUCUCCACAGAACUGAUCGAGCAGCUGCGGGCGCUCAACCGCCGCACUCUUGAUUCUCUGGCGGCCCGAGUCUAUUUCUACUAUUCUCUCUUCUACGAACAGAUUGCGCCCCUUCCUCCGUCGCCCGCUGCAUCUGUCACAUCGAUUCGCCAGCCUCUGCUCAACGCGCUGCGAACGGCUGUCCUGCGCAAAGAUGUGGAUACUCAGGCGACCGUGAUGACCCUGCUUCUGCGGAACUACCUGUCGACCUCCCAUAUAUCGCAGGCGGACUUGCUGAUCUCGCACAACCGGUUCCCCGCGUCUGCCUCGAACAACCAGAUUGCCCGCUACCUGUACUAUUUGGGCCGUAUCCGGGCCAUUCAGCUGCAGUACACGGACGCCCACGGGCAUUUGAUUGGCGCUACCCGGAAGUCUCCGUCCAGCCACAGUGCACGCGGUUUCUACCAGGCAUCCCAUAAGCUGCUCGUUGUCGUCGAGCUGCUCAUGGGUGAUAUUCCCGACCGGGCGAUUUUCCGUCAGCCUGCGUUGGAGCGUGCCCUGCACCCGUACUUCCUACUGGUGCAGGCUGUGAGCGUCGGUGAUCUGGAUGGAUUCCUGAACAUUGUAAAUACGUACACUGCAACCUUCCGCAAGGAUGGUACAUACACCCUCAUCCUGCGUUUGAGACAGAACGUGAUCAAGACGGGCAUUCGCAUGAUGUCACUGUCCUACUCUCGCAUCUCACUUCGGGACAUCUGCCUUCGCCUUGGCCUGGACAGCGAGGAGUCGGCUGAGUACAUCGUGGCCAAGGCGAUUCGUGAUGGGGUGAUCGAAGCCAGCUUGGACCAUGAGCGUGGCUUCAUGAAGAGCAAGGAGGUCGGUGACAUCUAUGCUACUCGGGAGCCGGGUGAGGUCUUCCACGAGCGUAUUAGAGCCUGCUUGAGUCUUCACGAUGAGAGCGUUAAGGCCAUGCGUUUCCCCAUGAACCAGCACCGAUUGGAGUUGAAGAGUGCACAGGAAGCACGGGAACGGGAGCGGGAGGAAGCUCGCACAGUCCCAGCCGCCGGGCUAGUACUAUCGUCUCGCAUCACGACGCCGUCGACAACAACGACAAUUUGCUGGCAAUGCCUCCGAAAUGAUCUCCUCUCUCUCCAGACGCAAGUGCAAACCCGCAAAUAUCAUCCCACCCGCCGGCGAGAUGUCUCUCCAUUCGGGGCGGCCGUGUCGGCGGCCCAGACACUUUUCAAAGGCCUCCCCAAGGCGCCGCCGGGCAUUUCGGUCGACCCAUUGCGCAUGGUCGGCAAGGAGCUCAAGUUCCUGACCAAGAACCUUCGUCAAUUGCUUGGGUCUGGCCACCCGACGCUGGACAAGGUGGCUAAAUACUACACGCGCAGCGAGGGCAAACACAUGCGGCCGCUGCUUGUUUUGCUCAUGUCACAAGCGACAGCGCUGUGCCCACGCAAACCCCAGACGGUCGACUACAACGCGACGGUCAAUGAUCCGAUUACCUCCUCCUCCAUUUUGGUCGACAACAACCCAGACCUCCCCCCUUCGCUGUCCUCCGCGACCUCCAGCAGUAACCCUGAUGCGGCCUACGACUUUGCUGGCGAUGAAAAUAUCCUCCCUACACAGCGCCGACUCGCGGAGAUCACCGAGUUGAUUCAUACCGCCUCUCUACUGCACGACGAUGUCAUCGAUAAUGCUGUGUCGCGCCGCUCCUUCACCUCGGCUAACUUGCAGUUCGGAAACAAGAUGGCUGUGCUGGCGGGUGACUUCAUGCUGGGUCGGGCCUCGGUGGCUCUGGCCCGGCUGCGAGACCCCGAGGUCAUCGAGCUGAUGUCGACCGUGAUCACCAACCUCGUGGAGGGCGAAUUCAUGCAGCUGAAGAACACAGCCGCGGACGAGAAGAAGCCCGUCUUCACGGACGAGACCCUCUCCUACUACCUGCAGAAGACGUACCUCAAGACCGGCAGUCUGAUCAGUAAGUCUUGCCGGUCGACCGCGGUGCUGGGCAAUAGUGUUCCUGCGGUUGUCGAAUCCGCUUACCAAUACGGGCGCAAUCUGGGACUGGCGUUCCAGCUGGUGGACGAUAUGUUGGAUUACACGGUCACCGAGGCCGAGCUGGGUAAGCCCGCCGGUGCGGACUUGGAGCUGGGCCUGGCCACAGCCCCGCUAUUGUAUGCGUGGAAGCAGUUUCCUGAACUAGGCCCGCUGGUUGGCCGUAAAUUCAGCCAGGCCGGUGACGUUCAGAUGGCUCGCGAACUUGUCCAAAAGGCUGGCGGUGUGGAACAAACCCGCGUUCUGGCCCAGGAAUAUAUCGACAAGGCGAUCGCCGCGCUCGCGGACUUCCCUGACAGCGAAGCCAAGGCUGGUCUGAUUCAGAUGUGCGAGAAGACUAUGAACCGUCGGAAAUAG
Messenger RNA from Aspergillus aculeatinus CBS 121060, 3243 nucleotides. RefSeq names its product proteasome regulatory particle lid subunit RPN3. Gene Ontology annotation, cellular component: proteasome regulatory particle, lid subcomplex; proteasome complex. The transcript has 6 exons. NCBI's taxonomy places the organism in Eukaryota, Fungi, Ascomycota, Eurotiomycetes, Eurotiales, Aspergillaceae. The coding region runs from base 1 to 3243 and encodes 1080 amino acids. Gene Ontology annotation, molecular function: enzyme regulator activity. Gene Ontology annotation, biological process: ubiquitin-dependent protein catabolic process; regulation of protein catabolic process; isoprenoid biosynthetic process. The record is from RefSeq and is a predicted model, not a curated record.